UUUUCUGUUACAUCCAAUGAACUGCUUUCCUGCGAGGAAGCCCAAGUGAAUUCAUUGUUCAACCCCUUGUUUGCGGUCUUCACGCAAGAUGCCGUUGGAUUAUGUGUGAUCGUUGGUUGCUGAUCAUCUGCUUUGCUGUAAAGUCUUUGUAAGAUUCUUAUCUUUGGCCAUAUGUCUGCCCUAGCAUUUUCUAUGAAUCGAUAUAAAUAUCUUUGGAUGCCAGGGUUGAGAGUGGGGAUACCAUGCUUCAGGAGAACGACACCGAAAUGAAUCGUUUCUUUUACGGAAGCUAUAUCAUCACAUAGUCAUAAUAUGACAAUCUUGAAUAAACUAGAAUAGAAUGAGCAACGAUCAGUAGAGAUAGAAGACGAUACCUUCGAUGAAUGUCACGACUGUUUGUGUGGAUUAUGUGCGAUUUAUUGUACUUACGUUAAUCGUAUACCUUGUAUCCUUUUUCUUAUUUCCCAAGCGGGAAAAUCGUAAUGACUGCUCAAAAAAAUAACUGUUUUUUUUCUUUUUUUGAAAAUCGUGUUGAAUGCUGUGGGUUUCGGCACGGAGUUCCAGAUGGCAUGUCAGAACUUUACCGGUCACCGCGAGCCAAAGAUGCCACAGCUCCUCCUAGUCAAACUGACCAUGGCAAAGGUAAUAUGCCAAUUGGACAUUGCCAUGCUGAAGUUUUCAGAUCAAUUGACAUAUAGUCCACAUUCGGACUUCGCUCGCUCUCCCCAGGUCUGUCCCUGCCAAGAUGGAACCGCGGCGUGUCACAACGGAGUUUAAACCGAUUGGGCAACGCUAACCCCGGAUCCAGCGACCAAGUGCCGUCAUGACGACACAUAAAUUAGCAAAAAGCUUCAUCAAUUCACAAAUGCCAAUAAUUUGGUCAUUGAAAAAUCUGAAGCUUGGUACUCCCUCGUCAUGCUUUCGCAGUUCUUGGGGGAUCUUCUCUCUCCCUCUCUCUACACUAACAGCACCAGGGCCCGACAAAACCAACCAUGCCCGCUCAAUCGUAUGCCGUCGGGGCUCCUUCAACAAUGGAUAUGCAAAAACGUCUGAAGCAUUUCACGUGGUCCUGGUUCGAAUGUACAAUGUCCACCGGGGCCUUGGCCACGCUCCUUGGCCAGCAACCAUUCAGCUUCACCGGAUUGAAGACCAUCGGGAAGGUCUUCUUCAUACUCGACCUUGUUCUUUUCAUCACCUUCAGCUGUUUGAUAACAUACCGUUUCGUCCGUUACCGAGGAUCCUUCACCAAGAGCUUCCACCACCCUCAUGAAAGCUUCUAUUUUGGCACAUUCUGGGUCAGCAUAGCAUUGAUACUGUAUUGCAUUCAAUUGUACGGCGUGCCGAGUACCGGGCCUUGGCUAGUCAAGACAUUGGAGGUGUGUUUCUGGGGAUAUGCCGCGCUGGUUAUGCUAGUUGCAGUAUUCCAGUACCAUGUCAUCUUCGACCUGGAGAACCUGCCCGUCAUUGAAGCAAUGCCCGCAUGGAUUCUUCCCGUAUACCCGUUUCUGGUUCUGGGCCCGCUCGCUGCGGUGUUGGAAUACAACCAACCACAAGCCAGCGCAUUGCCAAUAAUGAUAGGAGGCUUGUGUUUCCAAGGACUAGGCUGGAGCGUGGCGUUUAUUAUGUUGACUAUAUAUGUCACAAGGCUUAUCAACAGCGAGCUUCCCGGCACUUCAAAACGCCCAGGAAUGUUUGUCGCAGUAGGGCCAGCAGCAUACACAUCCAACACACUUGUCGCUCUUGGGAACCAGGCACCCAAGGUCUUACCCGAAGGAUUCUUGGGCAUCUCUUCAUUCUCGACCGGAGAGGUCUGGAAAGCCAUUGGUGUUCCCGCCGGCAUCUUCGUCUGGCUUCUCUCCUUCUGGUUUUGCGCUUUAUCGACAGUCUCCGUGUUAUGGGUAGCUAAAGACAUGCAGUUUAGUAUGAACUGGUGGGCGUUCAUCUUCCCGAAUGUGGGGCUCACCAUAGCGCUCAUUCAAAUCGGCAAUGUGUUGGACAGCGAAGGAAUAAAGGCUGUGUGCUCAGCAAUGACAGUUGUACUGUUUGUGCUGUGGUUUUUCGUGGCGGGCAUGAAUGUACGAGCCGUUGUCAGAAACGAGAUUCUGUGGCCUGGCAAAGACGAAGAUAUGGAAGAUGUUGAAGGGCACGGAUACGAGGAAGAGGAGAGCGAGUAGAGAUCGAACUGAAAUUGGUUUAGGGAGAAACUGGAUCUAAGAUCAAGAUCUUGACUCGACGGUUGUAUGGUCACUCUCUUCGGCAUGUUGUUGGCACAUCAGGCAACAGCAUUGCACUCCCUACCAUUGCAUAUUACAGUCAAUGUGCACAUCGCUAUCUCAUCAUCCUCCACACCAGAUCCCAGGGACUACAGAAAGGUGUCUCGACGUCCUGGAUACUUUCUUCCCGCACUACACACCAGAAAAACAUUGAUCGAUAUCGAUAGCUGCACCCAAAACCGUAGCACAUGGCGAUUUCGCAAUAAAAACAACUGCACAUAAGAAUCUACUACGAUGGCUUUCCUGAAUAUCUUCGAAUUCGAACUUGUAAUAUCAUU
Periconia digitata is the source of this 2551-nucleotide messenger RNA. Lineage: Eukaryota; Fungi; Ascomycota; Dothideomycetes; Pleosporales; Periconiaceae. The record is from the annotation of a GenBank genome assembly.